UAAAUUCCUUCUCUCUCACUCUCCUGACAAGACCAUAUAUCCAUGCAGGCAUGACCAGACCCACUCACAUACUCAUCCCUCAUGGAUGUGUGAGAUAGAGCCUAGAGGACAUCUGCCCCACCCUCCCUCUCACUCUCUGCUGUGUCUUUAAAAAAAAAAAAAAAAAAAAAUUGUAUGCCAGCUCUUUGUGCUUUCAUCAGAUUAGUUUAUACGUGUUCAUCACUUGACAAUCCUUCCUAUAACUUCUGGCUGUAUUUCCAUCUGUUAUCUGAAGAAACACCAGAACCAUAUUCUAUGAAAACAUCUAUUCUUGGAUCUGGAGAGAUUCUUUUACUGUUUUGUUUUUGGUAUUAGUUUCUUAUAGGUAACUGGAGGUAAUGUUGCUGAUGAUUCUGGGUACAUUCUCUAUGUUUAUAUUGUAAUGAGUGUGUUGCGUAUUGGGUCCCCUCCCUUUUCUUUUGGUUGUAUUACAAAGCAAUGGUUUCUCCUGUGAGAGCCCAUUAAGGUUUCCUUGAUUGUUGCUACUUGCUAAAGUUUGAGACUCUGGAGGAAAUCAUGGAAAUCCUAAAAUGGGCAUUUAUGUUUUAGGAGGAGAGCUUGUGAGAUUGGGAUUUUGAAUUUGAUAGCUAAAGGAAAAUUCUUGAUGUUAUGGGUGUUGAUGAAUGCCAAAUGCUCAUGUUUGGAGCUGGAAAUUAGCUGGAAUUCAGGAGGAUUUUCCUUUCCCCCUUCUGAUUUGUUGGUAAAUUCUGUUUUGGAAAUGCUGUAAGAGUUCCAGGUACAUGGAAAGUGCUUCAUUCUGUCUUGUUUCAUGGAAUUAGUGAAAGUGAUAUUUCUCCAUUAAAUGUAACGGUUUUGUGAAGGAAAAAAAAAAAAGAAAAAAGAAAGAAAGAAAAAAAAGAAACCGGAGAUGAUAAAGUUCAACGUUGGAGUUUGACUCAGAUUGAAGCAACCUAUGUGGAGGAUCUGAAAACAUUAUUUCUUAAUUAGGUUACCAGAGAAUUGCUUAGACAUCUUAGAUUGUAGUUCACAUACAACGGGUCAAACAUUGUCAGCUUACGGAGAUCGAGAUUAAAAAUUUGUGCUUGUCUGGUUUUGGAUAAAGGAUAAUGGAAUAUUAGGAAGGGUAACUACUAAAUUAAAUUGGCUGAGGUGAGGAAGAGAUGGCUGCAAAACUUUUACAUUCUUUAGCAGAUGAUAAUCCAGAUUUGCAGAAGCAAAUAGGAUGCAUGACUGGGAUUUUUCAGCUUUUUGAUCGCCACCAUGUCAUCACUAACAGGCGUCUCAGCCAGAGGAAGCUGCCUCCAGGUGAUUCCCACUUGAAUAAUGGCAGCUCUGAAAGGGAAUCUUUUAAUGUUUAUCAUCGUGCUAUGGCAGCUGAAAUGAAUUUAAACAAGAGUUUGAACGAGAAGCAAAGGAUUUCUACAGAAUCAUCAAGACCAUCUUUCUCAUCCUCUUGUUCAUCCUCCUUGUCCUCUUUGGAUUGUAACAAAACAGCUCAACCAGAAGAGUCUUCCUUUGACAGAAUUAUUUUCCCAGAAAUUCCUUCAAGGGAUGCUGUUCUAACCCAGCCAUGUACCUCUCCACAUUUGGGGCAGCAAUCCCUUGAUCUUCAAGAUGUUGUCACGGAUUCAAUGUACAGGGAAGCCAGAGGGCUAUCAGUCAAAACUUCAACUAAAGAGGAAGCAGUGGCUCAUGCAGUGAAGCAUAAAGACUCUCCCAGGCCAUUACAACUUUCCAAAUAUGUAGAUAGAUCUUAUGGAAUUGGAAACAAGGGGAAGCAAAAUUCUCCUGUUGAUCUCAAGGAGUCCCUUAGAGUUCUUGCUAAACUUCAAGAAGCACCAUGGUAUUACAAUGAAACUAGAGAAAGGCCAAGAUCAUUGCAUGAACUGAAAGAUGGGUCUUCAAAUAAAAUUUCAAAAGGCGCUCCUCGGUUUUCUUUUGAUGAGAGGGAGAUGAAUCGUUUUUCUUUUGAAUCUCGAGACACCAUCAAGUCCAACCUAAAGCUAAAAGAGCUGCCUAGACUUUCACUGGACAGCAGAGAAUUUUCAAUGCGAGGUUCCAAAUCUGAUUCAAAAUCAAGUUUCACUUCAAAAGAUCUACAAAAUGGUGUAAAUUCAAAUGACAAGGUCUAUAACAUAAAACAAUCACUGGGAACAAAGAAGCGCCCUCCUAAUGUGGUAGCUAAGUUGAUGGGUUUGGAAGCAUUGCCAGAUUCUGCAUCUACUAGUUCUAGUCAGUCAGAUUUAAUCAAGAGCUUCCCUGUUGACCAUAACGAUUCCUUCUCAACAUCAUCGAAAGGAAAUGAUCUGAAGAUGGAAAUUCGGAUUCCAAAGUCCCCAAGAUGCUCUUCAAAAGAGCUAAUUUCACCAAGGCAGAAAAAUCCUGAUUUGAUCAUGAAACCCAUUUCAAGGUUGCCAAUUGAAUCAGCACCAUGGAAGCAACCAAAAGGAAGUCAAGCUUCUCAGAAACUUGCAAAAAUUUCAGCUGAGAUACCAAAUCCCUUUUUGACAGUUUACAGUGAGAUCGAAAAGAGAUUGAAAGAUAUGGAGUUCAAUCAAUCUGGAAAGGAUCUCAGAGCUCUCAGACAGAUUCUGGAAGCAAUGCAGACCAAGGGGUUAUUGAAGACCAGAAAAGAAGAACGAGGAACAAACUUUGGAAUCCAAAGGGAGUAUGGACCAAACUGUAGUAGUCCUAGUCAAAGGCCAAGAUUGUUAGGCCAACGCAACCAACAGAGCAGCCAUCUUAGUACUUCCACAACUACGGGCUUUGGUUCUUUGAGAACUUAUGAAUCCCCUAUCGUGAUCAUGAAACCAGCCAAGCUGGUUGAAAAAUCUUGCAUUCAUGCUUCCUCAGUAAUUCCAAUAGAUAGCCUUUCUGGUCUUCAUAAAAUUCCAAACAGUGGACAUGCAGAUGGUAAAAAUAGAUCAGCUAAUAACCGUACAGCUAAAGAUCAAUCUCCUGAAAUCAGUCACCGGGACUCUGCUGCCAAAUGCAGUGACAAGAAAGCCAGUGUGAGGAAUAGAUCAACUCAAUCUGGAACAAGACCUCAACAAUUGCCAAAAGAAAAUACCACAAGUUCAGUAAAAAGCUCAGGAUCUGUGAGCCCAAGAUUGCAACAGAAAAAGCUGGAGUUAGAGAAGCAAUCUCGUCCACCUACCCCUCCAUCUGAUUCAAACAGGUCUAGAAGGCAAUCUAGCAGGAUGUCAACUGAAUCUGGUUCCCUUGGUAGGAAAAACAGACUGAAAGCUCACAAAUUGCCACAGAGUGAUGAUCAACUGAGUCAGAUAAGUAAUGAAUCCAGUCAGCAAGGUGAUGAUGUAUCUCUGCAGUCUGACAGCACUGUUAUCUUUGACUCAGAGACAGAUGUGGAAGUCACCAGCGCUGAACAAUCUACUGAGAUCAAUGGCAGCCAGAGUCCAUCCACGAAGGCUGGCAAUCACUUGGUUUUUGGCUUCAAGCAGAAAAAACCAAAUUCAAGGUUGGAAGAUGGAACAUUGGCAGAAUUUGCAGUUGAUACCCCAGAGCAUCCUAGCCCCAUCUCUGUUCUUGAUGCUUCAGUGUAUAGAGAUGAUACACUGUCUCCAGUAAAGCAGAUACCAAAUGUGGCUAAAGGUGAUGGGGCUGAAGAUUCCAAGGAUCAACAGAGUGAGAAUCAGUGGAACCUAGCAGAUAAUUUCUUAUCUAAAAAUGUGGGGUCUGGUCUUUCAUCAGAAAUCAGUCGCAAGAAAUUACAAAACAUAGAGAGUUUGGUACAGAAACUUAGACGACUGAACUCCACUCAUGAUGAAGCCAGCACAGAUUAUAUUGCAUCACUCUGUGAGAACACAAAUCCAGACCACAGAUACAUCUCUGAGAUCUUGUUAGCUUCGGGUCUUCUACUCAGGGACCUUGGCUCUGGUAUGACGACAUUUCAGCUUCACUCUUCAGGUCACCCCCUUAACCCCGAGCUAUUCUUUGUAUUGGAGCAAACCAAGGCCAGCACUUUGCUUUCAAAAAAGGAAAGCAGCCUUGGAAAGAGCUCCCAUUCAAAGCCACACCCUGAAAGGUUUCACCGGAAGCUCAUAUUUGAUGCUGUUAAUGAGAUGAUUGUCAAGAAGUUAGCAUUAGCUGUACCCUCUCCCGAGCCACGGUUGAAAUCUGAUAAAUUGGCAAAGAAGGCCCUCAGUGCUCAAAAGCUUCUCAAAGAGUUGUGUUCAGACAUAGAACAGCUUCAAUCGAAGAAAUCAGAAUGCCGCUUAGAGGAAGAGGAGGAUGGUCUAAAAGGCAUUUUGUGGAAUGAUGUGAUGCAUCGAUCAGAGAGUUGGAUAGAUUUUCAUAGUGAGGUUUCUGGUAUAGUGUUAGAUGUUGAGCGUUCUAUCUUUAAGGAUUUAGUUGACGAAAUUGUGAUGGGCGAGGCUGCUGGUUUGCGCACCAAACCAAGUAGGCGCAGGCAGCUGUCUGCAAAAUAGCAUCCUGUAAUUCUUGAUUUUACCUUUUGUCUUUUCUUUCUUAUUAUAUAUAUAUAUAUAUAUAUAUAUAUAUAUAUAUAUAUAUAUAUAUAUAUAUAUUAAAGCACAAUAAGUGAGUAAGAACUGGAAUCAUGGGUUGGAUUGUAAAGAAAUUAAUUUCUCACAUUUUGACAUUUUACAUACUCAAAAGAAUGAAUACACAUAUAUGCAUUUUUUGAAA
Molecule: messenger RNA, 4668 nt
Organism: Hevea brasiliensis (rubber tree)
Lineage: Eukaryota; Viridiplantae; Streptophyta; Magnoliopsida; Malpighiales; Euphorbiaceae
Product: protein LONGIFOLIA 2
Exons: 6
Coding region: 1161-4448 (1095 amino acids)
Biological process (GO): regulation of monopolar cell growth
Source: RefSeq, a predicted model, not a curated record